UCAAGGCAUAUGAAAUAGGCAUAUUCUUUGAUUUUAGUGCAUGCAUAGUGUGUUUUCAUUACCUGAAAAAUCACAAGAGAGAAACCCACUUUUAGUUCUACUCAUCCAUUGCUAAUUACUUUCAUUCUCACAUGAAAAUUAAUUCUUUCAAGCCUUCAUAGAAUUUAUAGAAGAGUAGCACAUCACAUGACAAAAUCUAGUUGGGGUUAUUGCACCUGGGACAUUAUUUUUUUCUUUAUUGAUUACCUUUUUCUACGGUUUACCAGUGAUCUACAUGGGAAAAUGGGCCUUGAAUCUUCUUGAUGUCACAUCUUUUCUUCUUCACAAGUUUCUUUGGGUUGAACUGCUCAGCUUUUGGCUUUGCCAAUAAAAUUUGACAUACUUGAGCUUCUGUUCUCUUAUCUUGAUUUUAAUUUAUAAUUCUUUCUGGGUAGAUUGGUUUUCACAAUAUAUAUGAGGAGAUUGUGUGGGUCAGAUCAGCUGCUUUGAUUUGUUCUUGUAAGGGGAAAAAAAAACUUGGUAGACAUGAGUAAGCUCAGUUUUGGCAAGGUAUUGGAUUGCCUUUGUCUGAGUCAAGGUUCAUCAAGCUCUUGCUUUUGCAUGAAUUCCGUGGAAAAUCAUGGUGAUGAGUUUGAAAAAAAGCCUCUGAUAGCAAGCGACAAAGGGCAGGUGCUCAGAUUGAAAGAUGUUGUUUCUGGUAACCAGACCUUGGCCUUUCAACUCAAGCCCAAGAUGGUGGUGCUGAAGGUGUCUAUGCACUGCUAUGGCUGUGCAAGGAAGGUUGAGAAACAUGUAUCAAGAUUGCAAGGAGUGACCUCAUACAAAGUUGACCUGGAAAGCAAGAUGGUGGUUGUUAUUGGAGACAUAAUUCCUUGUGAAGUGCUAGAAAGUGUUUCCAAGGUGAAAUAUGCUGAGCUUUGGAAUUCUCCAUUCUGAUAAUUACUUUAAAAAAUAUAUAUAUUGGGGGAAGAAGAAUUCAUCAUAUUUAUUUGUGCGAUUUAAAGCAUUCCCUUCCACAACCCCCAAGAAUUUACUUCAUGAUAUUUUAUUUAUAUAGUAUUUUUUUCUGUUUAUUUAUUAUAAGAACUUAUUAUUUUAUAUAUAUACACAUACACCACAUAUAAUACAUGCCUUGUUUUAUCCAUCGACUCUGUAACAUUUAUGCUAUUGUUAAUUAUUUAUGAAUUUGCUUCUAUCAAACAA
Molecule: messenger RNA, 1203 nt
Organism: Hevea brasiliensis (rubber tree)
Lineage: Eukaryota; Viridiplantae; Streptophyta; Magnoliopsida; Malpighiales; Euphorbiaceae
Product: heavy metal-associated isoprenylated plant protein 45
Exons: 3
Coding region: 526-936 (136 amino acids)
Molecular function (GO): metal ion binding
Source: RefSeq, a predicted model, not a curated record